AUGUGCGAUCAACCUAAUAAUAAAUGCUGUACAGUAGUAUCAAUUGGACAAUUGGUAAAUGCAUCUUCUGAUAUAGAAUACAAGAGUAUUGAAGAUGAUGUAAAUGAGAUAGAUUACGGAAUGAAGCUAUGUUCUCACUGUGUCCAUGAUCUUUUUGUUAUAAGGAAGUAUCAAAAGGACAUUGAAAGGAAACCUUCAUUGUUAUUAAGGAAGUACGAGCUUCUAGAUAACCUUUCAAGAGUGAUCUCUGAUAUUUUACCUAACUUUCAGAACUUAUUGGAAUCAUUAGAUAGAUCUAAAAAAGAUGGGAACAUAUUAAAUUCCGAGGAUCUAACCGCACUGUCACAAUUAAGAAGCAAAUUAUUAAAGUCCUUUGUGUUAUACAACGAGACGGCAAAGAUUUUAUCCAAGAUUGAACCUCAGAAUAAUUCAGAAAGAAAAAUCCAAGAAUCAAUACGACAAGUUUCAUCAAAGUUUAUCAAUGAGACAUUAUUGCCAUUAAAAUCGGUCCCCGAUAUACUAAAUCCUAAAACUGAAUCGAAUAUAGAAGAUGAUACACCUGAAGUGACAACAUUGUCUGAACUAAUGAAGAAUGAUCUAUCGAUAAAAGAAAUCAAUAAUGCUCGUGAAGAACUGAUGGUAUUGAAGGAACAAGUAUAUUUGGUUGAAAACAUGAUAGAAAAGGCUAAAAAACAACGUAAAUUCGAUGAAAUUUCAAUUUUGACAGACAAUUUACAAGAUCUAAACUCACAAAUCCAAACCAUAGAGACUAAACUGGGUGAUUUAAGUUUUACUUAG
Molecule: messenger RNA, 798 nt
Organism: Vanderwaltozyma polyspora DSM 70294
Lineage: Eukaryota; Fungi; Ascomycota; Saccharomycetes; Saccharomycetales; Saccharomycetaceae
Product: phosphatidylinositol-3-phosphate binding protein
Exons: 1
Coding region: 1-798 (265 amino acids)
Source: RefSeq, a predicted model, not a curated record